Messenger RNA from Drosophila ficusphila, 2377 nucleotides. It is a transcript of the gene rngo, whose product is annotated as protein DDI1 homolog 2. Gene Ontology annotation, molecular function: aspartic-type endopeptidase activity; protein binding. The record is from RefSeq and is a predicted model, not a curated record. The transcript is spliced from 4 exons. Lineage: Eukaryota; Metazoa; Arthropoda; Insecta; Diptera; Drosophilidae. Bases 328 to 1704 code for a protein of 458 amino acids. Gene Ontology annotation, biological process: proteolysis.
AGCCGUGAAUCCCGAUAUUGAUUCCCAUAUAGACAGAAAUAUGAUUUGAGCGGACAAAUACGACCAACCAUCGAUAGCUAGACAGCUAAAAAAAACAUCGAAAGAGAGCCGCAUGCAACCGUGUCGUGGAGGCGGCGUUUUCGUUGUUGUGCCAAAACAAUAAGCAGCCAGCAAAAUAUCAGCACUCCCAUCGGCCAGCGAAGAUAACGGCUAGGAAAAGGCUAUCGGAAAUUAGGACUCACCCACCAGAGCCCGGCAAUCAGAAUCCAGAACACAAACAACGCUCUUCCCCACCCCCAACACAGAUAAGCACAGAAGGCAGCGGCAAUGAAAAUCACAGUGACCACCAGCGAUGACAAGGUCUUCUGCCUGGACGUGUCCCAGGAUCUGGAGCUGGAGAAUCUCAAAGCCCUUUGCGCGAUGGAGAUCGGUGCGGAAGUGGCUCAGUUAGUCGUUAUAUUUAACGGGCGGGAGCUUUCCAACGACAAACAGUCUCUGCAACAAUGCGGCGUCGGCGAUGGCGACUUCAUCAUGCUGGAACGACGCAGGAGCGCCAAUCGCUCAGGGACCGCAAAUCCGGCGAUCAGCACCCUGGACUUCAGUAGCAUCGCAGUGCCGGGGACGAGUUCCGGUGGAAGUCCUCCCUCGCGGAAUGCCCAGCAGCAGGGAGUGCAGCAGCCACAGUUCGCCAACCUCACAGACAUCCCCAUGACCGAUGAGUUCAAUGUAAACUUCGAUGACGAUCCAGCAACGGUGCGGCAGAUGUUUCUUUCAAGUCCCGAGACGCUGGCGCUGAUGCGGCAGUACAAUCCUCGUCUGGCCGAGGCCCUCGAUUCCGGCGACCAGGAGACGUUCGCCCGUCUGCUCCGCGAGCAUAUUACGGAGCGGAAACGGCGCAAUGAGCACCGCAUGCGAAUGCUGAACGCUGAUCCCUUUGACGAGGAGACGCAACGUCUGAUUGCCGAGGAGAUCAAACAAAAGAACAUUCAGGAUAAUAUGGCAGCGGCCAUUGAAUACAAUCCAGAAAUUUUUGGCACGGUCACCAUGCUUUAUAUCAACUGCAAAGUGAAUGGAACACCGGUUAAAGCCUUUGUGGACUCGGGCGCCCAGACCACCAUUAUGAGCAAGGAUUGCGCUGAGCGCUGCCACGUCAACCGACUGAUCGACACGCGUUGGAACGGCGUGGCCAAAGGUGUGGGCACACAGCCCAUUCUGGGCAGAAUUCACAUGGUGCAGCUGCAGAUCGAGAACGAUCAUCUCACUUCCAGCUUCACGGUGCUGGGUCAGCAGCCCAUGGACAUGCUGCUCGGUUUGGACAUGCUUAAGCGCCACCAGUGCCUCAUUGACUUGCAGCGGAAUCUGUUGAUUAUCGGCACCACCGGGACGACGACGCCGUUCCUACCGGAGAGCGAGUUGCCGGUGAGCGCUCGGCUUACGGGAAACUCGGAGGAAUCCAUGGAGCAGGAGGCCAUCGCCAAUGCCAUCGAGCAGAGCAAGCGCGAAAGCGGCGGUGCCGGCGGUGGACCCAAUACGAUUCAGCCGCUGGACCAAUUCACAGAACAGGACGUAACCGAUCUCAUGGCCCUCGGGUAUCCGCGCAGCGAUGUGCUCACCGUGCUGCGCCUUUGCGGCGGCAACAAGCAGGCGGCCAGCUCUGUGCUGCUCAACCGCAACGCCGCCGCCUCGGGAGCCGAACUCAGCUGAACACGGCUAGAUCCCCAACACACACCACCUCAAGCCGAACACCCCCGCAGACAGAAACGGAUUGCAAUAGGAUGAUGAACAUAUACAGGACCAGGACCCUCACAACUGGAUGGCGUUCCAAAGUAAUACUCCGAGCAAUACCAAAAAUACGCAACGCCGCAUAUAAAGUCAAGUAUCAAACAGUAAGAGGUCAACACAACAAUGAAAAGCAAUGAUAACAGAAACGAAAACCUUUCUAAUUUAGUGAAAUUUUUGUAAACUGAAGCCACUUUUUUAUACGAAUCGUUUGUUACGAUGUACAAUAGCUAAUUAGGAUGCAUUUCCAGCAGCGGAUCACUUUUAAAGCAGAACAAGGGUUGGUUUUUUCUAGAAAAUAUUGAGAGGAGAAAUGGUAGGCGAUUUAAUCUUUAAAACUAAGACAAAAGUAACGAUUGUAGUGGAUGGAAAAUUUAAAGGUGAUGGAACCAAACCUCAUCAACGAAACACAUUAACCGUAUUACAAAAUACAAGCAAAAAACGGAAAAAAUAACGCCUGACUAUUAAAAUAUAUUACAAUUGCAUACAUAUUACAAAUUAUACACAAUUUGAACUAGUAUUAAGGCUCGUUCGAGCAAAACUGAAUCGGGUUCAAUAAAAGGUCGAAAGUAUUGUUUUGGAUUUAAAAAAAAGGAAA